AAAUGGCAACCCAGUCAAAGUGCUUCAGAUAGUGAAAAGUGUUGUUAAAGUCAUUUGCUCUGCAAAGCUGAAACAAUGGAAAGAUCUCUGUACAACAACAUCUAUAUGAAAGGCGGCAACACGAAACCUAGGGAUUUAUGCGUUUACAUUCGAUAUAUUCAGUGUUUGAGUAAUGCGAGUGGACCUGAAUUCACGAUGGAGCGUUUUAGAAGAAAGUUAGCGAGACUGCAACUGAAGCUACGGAUUCAUGAAAGACUCUCCCCUGAAAUUGUAGCAAGGAGAGAGUGGAUGAACUAUCCUUCGCCUGUGUCAUCCGGAAUGCUGUGUGCAUUCUGCGAGCAAGAUAUUCCAGAUAGGCGAGGAAGCCCAUAUAAAUGUAUCAAAUGCUCGGCGAAGUAUUGCUCGAAAGAACAUCAAAAAGCGGACCUGAGGUUUCAUCAUAGACGAUGCGGCGACGGUAUCAACGGAAAGCGAGUUGAAUCAGAAAAUACUGAAUACUUCGCAUUAGAGACGCUCCCAGUGAGCGCUCAUCUGAAAGACAACUUAAUCAAUUCGUACGAUGAAUCUGGAGAAAUUUGCUCACAACCUUCAAAACAAACUGUAAAUAUCGUGGAAUUUGUAGUCGACUCGUUAGUUCGCAACGGUCAUUGUAUUUUAGAUAAUUUCCACGGAAGUUCUCUUGCAACGUCGAUACUAAAUGAAGUCAAGGAUAUGCACAAUAAGGGAUGCUUUACCGAUGGACAAUUGUUAUCCGUUUCUGGCCAAGGGACUUCAAACCGAGGAAUAAGGGAAGACGAAAUCACUUGGGUGAACGGAGGCGAAAAUGGCUGCCAUUCAAUCUCACAACAUAUGAGUGCAAUGGACACUUUGAUAUAUCUCUGCUCUUCCUACGGCAUUAAAGAUCACGAUAUUCAACAUAGAUCUCAGGCGAUGUUGGCAUGUUACCCUGGUCAAGGGACAGGCUACAAGCGACACAUUGAUAACCCAAAUAAGGAUGGUCGAUGUAUCACCACCAUUUAUUACCUUAACCCUGGAUGGAAUAGUAAGACUGAUGGUGGAACGCUCAAGCUCAUGCCAGAGAAGAGCUUCUUUCCUGAACUCAAUAAAAGUGAAGUUGAAGUUGAGCCCGUAUUAGAUAGACUUCUCCUUUUCUGGUCAGACAAGAGAAACCCACAUGAGGUCAUGCCUGCUCAUAAAACUAGAUAUGCCAUUACUCUUUGGUACUUCGACACAAAGGAACGAAAAAAGUUCUUUGAGGAAAUAAAACAGCAAGGGAAGCAAAAACCAACCAGUGUACAAAUCAAAGCAAAAGACAAAAGCUGAUGGAGUAUGCUGAUUCCUCAAUGACAUGAUGGAGCUGUUGAAAGUAAAGUAAGACAUAUUCUUCAGGCACAAAAAGUAUGUUUGCCUCAUCUUUGAAGCAGAUCAUCCCCUAUAUCACCCAGUGAAACUGUCAGAGACGGACAUUUAAUAUCUGAAGCCACAGAUUAAGCUGACAGUAAGCUAUAAUGUAUGACUACAAAGUCAUAGAAAUAUUACUGAGCUUUUGUUAAUUGUCUAAGUGCUGAUAGUUUAGAAGGGCUUGAUGUUCAAUUUUUGCUAAUUUGAAUAACAAACUAUUACUAUUAUUAUUAUGUUAAUAAAUUUCAAAAGGAUAAUCUAAAAACAGAAAAUUAUACUUUAUUUACCAUAUACAAUUUAAAACGAUGCCAUUGUUUCUCCAAACAAGCAGACAAAAGUGGAUGCCUAAUCUUAUUGUUUGAAUUUUGCUAGGAUGAAAAAAUGGCAGUUGACAAAGACUGUUUGAAAAGGUGGUGUCACUGAAUGUUAUUUUUUAGUCAAUAAUGAAAAUGCAUUUUGUUUUUUCAUCAGAAAGGAAAUUUAUGAGAAGCAUCUUCAGCACAUAUUCUUAAAUAUUUGAUUAUCGUUUCCAUGUAAUUCCAAGUGCUUUUGAAAUCUCUAUAGUAAUGCUUGAAAUAACAUUUAUCCAUGACACUGCCGAUGUAAAUGCAAACAGUCCAAGGCCUGGAACUACAGCAGUAAGGCUUGUUUUGCCUUUUUAGUGGUCAGACCAUAAAGUCUCAGGUACUUGAAGAGCCUUUGCCAGCCACACAUCUUUUGUUAUUGUUUUCAUUCAAAAUUGGAAAAUAAAUUAAGGUAACCAUCUAAAAUAACAGAGGAAAAAUGGUAGCUGUCAGAAACUCUUUAUUUUCUUUGAUUUUAGUUGAGCUUCAUUUGAGAAAAGGAGUUGACCUUAGGCUGUGGACCUUAUUGUAAUCAUGGUGUUCCCAAAAAGCCCUAGAUUUCUACGGCAUUUAUAUUUGCGUCAUAGUUAGUAGAGGGAGACUCCCUCCCUCUACUAACUAUGUUUGCGUUUACUGUAUUGGGUAUCUUUUCAGUUGUUUUGUUCAUAUUGUGAUAUUUUUUCUCAAAUGCAAAUUUUUUUCAAAGGGGAAAACAUAGAACUUACAUUUUAUAGGAUAAGGGAGUAGAGGAUAAAGGAGUAUACAGUAGGACAUAUAUCUUCCGUUGUCUUCUUAGCAGCAGUUGUGUAACUGACACAGACUGGCUGCUAAGCAGAACUAAUGCUUUUUAUAUGUAGCCUUUUUCCAGAUAAUCCUUUAAGCCCACAAUAUGUUUGUGCUCGUUAAAAGGGUCUUAUGAGCACAACGUGGUAUGUAAAACCCCAAGUUUCAGGCCAUCUUCUCCAUCAAAUAUAUUAUUUUUUAUAAUAGAAAUUGUCUGACACUCAGGCUGUAUGUGAUAACCAGUAUCAUUAGGGAUUGGUAAUGCAGAGAUAUUAUUGUUAGAGGGGCUUUCUUAUGGCUAUAGUAUCACCCUUUCCUGCCAGAGUCUCCUUUGCUCUACUACGAGCUUUGUAUUACUGUAAUAGGGCAAAGGAAUUAACAGUUGGAUCACACAGUA
Nematostella vectensis (starlet sea anemone) is the source of this 2925-nucleotide messenger RNA. RefSeq names its product prolyl hydroxylase EGLN3. The coding region runs from base 76 to 1323 and encodes 415 amino acids. Gene Ontology annotation, cellular component: cytoplasm; nucleus. The transcript has 7 exons. The record is from RefSeq and is a predicted model, not a curated record. Gene Ontology annotation, molecular function: L-ascorbic acid binding; ferrous iron binding; peptidyl-proline 4-dioxygenase activity. Gene Ontology annotation, biological process: cellular response to hypoxia; peptidyl-proline hydroxylation to 4-hydroxy-L-proline. Lineage: Eukaryota; Metazoa; Cnidaria; Anthozoa; Actiniaria; Edwardsiidae.